Molecule: messenger RNA, 126 nt
Organism: Pyricularia pennisetigena
Lineage: Eukaryota; Fungi; Ascomycota; Sordariomycetes; Magnaporthales; Pyriculariaceae
Exons: 1
Coding region: 1-126 (41 amino acids)
Source: RefSeq, a predicted model, not a curated record
AUGAAAAAGGGUCGCAUCCGCAUCAACCGUGCUUUGGUUUCGUCACCAUCCCGUCGGGCCAACGGAAGAUUGACGUCCAACCGGCUGGUUGAGCUCAAGCUCGGCAGAGUAAAGUGGGCCCACUAG